Messenger RNA from Trematosphaeria pertusa, 546 nucleotides. RefSeq lists its product as uncharacterized. Lineage: Eukaryota; Fungi; Ascomycota; Dothideomycetes; Pleosporales; Trematosphaeriaceae. The record is from RefSeq and is a predicted model, not a curated record. The coding region runs from base 1 to 546 and encodes 181 amino acids. The transcript has a single exon.
AUGGCCUCCACCAACGACCACAGCUCUAACCCUACCGACACCGACACCAACACCUUCUACGCCUUCACCACGGAGCUCGCCGACCUCGGCCGCGAGCGCUUCGACCACGACACCGCCGCAAUCGGCGACCGCGACUUCGCCUUCUACGCCACCGCGCCUGUCAAUGUGCGCCAGGGCCGCGCGCCCCAAGGUCUCGAGUCCCAAGUCUUCGCCUGGAACACGUUCCAGUACACAACCGAGGAGCGCGACGACCGCGAGGAGCUCAAGGGCGCGCUGCACGACGGGCAGCUGCACAGGGCGAAUCGGGCCGCGAGGGGUGAACAGGCGCCGGAACCCGUUAGGGGGUAUGGCGGGGGACGGGGCGGACGAGGUGGAGGACGCGGUGGGAGGGGUGGGAGGGAGGGGCAGGGACAGGGACAGCAAGGUGGCGUCGCUCCGGAUGCGUUGGUUGCGGCGAGGAAGCCGGAGGGGUCAGCGCCGCCGCUGGCGAAGGGAUAUGCGGAGGAACUGAGCGCGGAUAUGUUCUGGAGUGAGCCGAUUGUCUGA